Messenger RNA from Penicillium verrucosum, 1122 nucleotides. RefSeq lists its product as uncharacterized. The transcript has a single exon. The coding region runs from base 1 to 1122 and encodes 373 amino acids. Lineage: Eukaryota; Fungi; Ascomycota; Eurotiomycetes; Eurotiales; Aspergillaceae. The record is from RefSeq and is a predicted model, not a curated record.
AUGGCAUUGGUCACCUCAAAAGAAGCGCAGCAAUACGCCACAAUCCCCCGUGCGUCUAUGGAUGAGGCUCUAAUCCCAGGAUUAGUGUCCAAGGCGCUAGACCGACAAUGCAGGAAGGGCUUUUGUGAUUUCGUGGACGCGGUAUUUCCGAACAUUUAUUACAGCUACAGCACUCGCGUGGAACUUCCUUGGUUUGAGAUUGCUCAGUACGACCGAGGUGCCGGGAUUGCAAUGGAGUGGGGGUUUCGCAGCCUUGGGACCUUGCAGCUAGGUAGAGUAAAUGGCAAUCAACGACAGAUUCUUGCCAGUCUGGAAAUGUACGGCCGUGGAUUAAGCCAUCUUAUUAAAGCUGUCAGGAAUCCUGCUACAGUUGGCACGGAUGAUACCCUUGGAGCCGCAAUCCUGUUAGGCAUUUAUGAGUUGAUGAAUGCAACAGAGGAAAACUCGUGGCUGCUGCAUUCACGUGGGAUAUCUCAUCUUUUACGUCUAAGGGGCGCGAAGAGGCAUGCGAGUGGGUAUGGCCGCACUCUGCUCUUAUCCUUUCGAGGACUUCUGGUUUACGAGGCCUUCACUCGGGGGGAGGCAUGUUUCCUGGAAAGCGAGGAAUGGAGAGGAACUCUUCCGGAGACCCUAGAAGACGAGGAACGGCGCGGCAGAAGCUGUGGCCUGGGCCAGCUGAUGGAUUAUGCAUUCAAUGAGAUAGCUCAGUGCCCGGGGCUUCUUGCCAAGACCAAGAGUCUAGUCGCCUUGCGAACUACCAAUGCGGAGAGAGAGGAGUUAAUGGCCGCAAUCAAUAGCAGCCGAGAGGUCCUGGGUGAUGUGGAAAUCCAAAUACUGGCUGGGAUCAAGGCUGACCACGAAGGGAAUAAGAAAGAGUCUCAGGCUUUCUUUGGAUUGAUUCCCCGUUGUAACCAAAAUGCAUCGGUGAAAUUCACACUCGAGGGUGUUCAUUCAGCGAUCGCACUUCUCCGACAGUUGUCAGUUGUGCUAGUGUCCGAUCGGAGUCGACAAGAAGCAGUGACACCGUGGCUGAAACUCGGACCGUGUAGGCAGGACUGGAAGGUCAUAAAAAAGCUGGGGAAAUUGCUCGGGCCCAAGAAGAUACUCGACUGCACCCAAUAG